Cotesia glomerata is the source of this 1121-nucleotide messenger RNA. RefSeq names its product enoyl-CoA delta isomerase 1, mitochondrial-like. Bases 278 to 1120 code for a protein of 280 amino acids. NCBI's taxonomy places the organism in Eukaryota, Metazoa, Arthropoda, Insecta, Hymenoptera, Braconidae. The record is from RefSeq and is a predicted model, not a curated record. The transcript has 5 exons. Gene Ontology annotation, molecular function: enoyl-CoA hydratase activity. Gene Ontology annotation, biological process: fatty acid beta-oxidation. Gene Ontology annotation, cellular component: mitochondrion.
CUUGUGUUUUUGUGUUUUCUUUUUCAUUACUGUUUAUUAUGUUUUUAUAUUUUUUCAGUUUAGGGGGUCAACAGUCUAACAGUCAACUUUCUUCUGACAUUUAUUCAUUUCUAUUAUUUUUUUUUUUUUUUUUUUUUAAUUAUUUCAUCUUUUAAAAGUGUAUGAGGUUAUAAUUUAUAGACUUUGAUCAGUCUAUAAUAAACGUAAUUGUUAGCUAAAUAUCAAUUCAAGUAUUUCAACUGUGCUAAAUUUUUAAUAUAGAAUCAAAAUUAGAAUAAUGAACCGUUUAAUGUCAAAGAUUUCCAAUAACGUUAAUCAAAUAUUAUUAAGAAAUUAUGGAACAGCUGGAAAUUUAAUUACUGUAACAAAAAACGAUGCAACAGGUACAAGUGUUUUAUCACUAGGAAGGGCACCCGUUAAUGGUCUAAACCUUGAAUUACUAACGGAAUUAAAUGAUUCCUUAAAAAACAUAGUUAAAAAUGGAAGCAAAGGAGUUAUUAUUACUUCAUCAUUGCCGAAAAUUUUUUCUGGUGGCCUAGAUAUUAUGGAAAUGUAUAAACCAGAUUUGAAAAGAGCUAAACAAUUUUGGGAACAACUACAAGACACUUGGAUUACUCUUUAUGGAUUGAGUGUACCAACUGCUGUUGCGAUUAAUGGAGCAAGCCCAGCUGGAGGCUGUUUGAUGGCGAUGACCUGUGAAUACCGAGUAUUUGUUGAUGGAAAACAUAGUAUUGGAUUGAACGAAACAAAAUUAGGCAUCGUAGCACCUAAUUGGUUCAAAGAUCUUUAUAUUUCAACAAUUGGAUACCGUCGUGCAGAGUUGGCUCUAUUACAAGGCACACAGUUUACUCCAAAAGAAGCGUUAGAAAUUGGAUUGGUCGAUGAAUUAGCUGCUAAUAAAGAAGAAGCCAUUCAGAAAUGUCAAAAGUUUAUUGAUACAUUUGAUCGUAUCCCUGCUGUAGGAAGACAUGCCACUAAAAUUGAUUUGAGAGGUGAAUUAAUUGAAUGGCUGAAGAAAAAUCGAAAUGCCGAUAUCCUUCGUUUUACGAAUUUUAUAUCUCAGCCUGAAGUUCAGAAAGCUUUGCAUCUAUAUAUUGAAGCUUUAAAGAAAAAAAAUUAAU